This is a messenger RNA of Colletotrichum spaethianum, 1107 nucleotides long. RefSeq names its product ubiquitin fusion degradation protein 1. Gene Ontology annotation, biological process: ubiquitin-dependent protein catabolic process. Gene Ontology annotation, molecular function: polyubiquitin modification-dependent protein binding. The record is from RefSeq and is a predicted model, not a curated record. Gene Ontology annotation, cellular component: cytosol. Lineage: Eukaryota; Fungi; Ascomycota; Sordariomycetes; Glomerellales; Glomerellaceae. The transcript has 3 exons. Bases 1 to 1107 code for a protein of 368 amino acids.
AUGGCCGACAACACAGAGGGCGCCGGCGAUGCCCAGGUCACCUUCAAGGUGAAGACUGGCCAGGAUAGCAACCACACCAUCACCAUGGCCGAGUCUGCCACCGUGUUGGAACUCAAGACCAAGCUGGCCGGCGAAGAUUUCGAAAACGUUCCUGUCGAGCGCCAACGUCUUAUCUACUCUGGCCGCGUCAUGAAGAAUGACGACACCCUCGGCACCUACAAGAUCAAGCCCAACAACACCAUUCACAUGGUCAAGAGCGCCGCCAGCAACCCGGCACCUCAACCCGCCGCUGCUGCCUCGACACCCGCUGCCCCCGCUGUACCUUCCAACAUGGCUGCUGGCACCGCAAACAACAUCCUUGCUGGCCUGACCGGAGCCAGAUACGCCGGACACAUUAACCUGCCCAGUCGCGAGACCUUUGGAGCUGACGGAGGCAUGGGUGCCCCGCCGUCCGACGAUCAGCUCGCCCAGAUGCUUUCCGACCCUUCCAUGCUCCAGACCAUGAACGCCGCUCUCGACAACCCAGACUUUAUCAACUACAUGAUCCAGAGCAACCCUCACUUGCGCAAUGUGCCCAACGCCCGGGAGAUCAUUCAGUCGCCUUUCAUGCGCCAGAUGAUGACCAACCCGGACAUGCUCCGCAACGUCAUGAGAAUGCAGCGCAACAUGGCCGGAGGAGGCGGCAACGCUGCGUUCCCGGCGCCUGGCGCAACCGACACCACACCCGCUGAAGCCGCGGCCGCCGGCGCCGGCGCCAACGCCAAUAACGCAUCCCCGUUCGGUUUCCCCGGGGGUCUUCCAGGUAUGCCGGGUUUCGGCGGCAUGGAAGGAUUGGGCGAUCUUGGUGCGCUGUUUGGCCCGGGGAGCCCUUUUGCGCCUCAGCAACCCGGCGCCACUCCUGGUGCGGGCGCGGCGACCGGCGGUAACGCGCAGACUCCGGCAGGCUCUCCUGCUCCCCCGGACAACCGCCCUCCCGAAGAGCGCUAUGCUGAGCAAUUGCGCCAGCUCAACGACAUGGGCUUUUUCGACUUUGAUAGAAACGUGGCUGCCCUGCGCCGUAGUGGUGGUAGCGUGCAAGGCGCCAUCGAGCAUCUUCUCAGCGGCUGA